UAAGAAUGUAGUCAAAACAAAGCGUGGACUGGCCGGUGUUGGCUGCACGGAAGUGGUUUUGUUGCGGUUAAUACCCACAAUGGUAUGACAGAAAUGAGGGCUGCUACAUGUUUAAAAUCCAGUUAACUCGCUUGAAAGCGUUUUUAAUCUCAUAAAUGGUAUUUCACUUUUAAUUAAUAUUAUUUUGAUAUCGUCUGAACUAAAAUACUGAUAGCAAGCUAGCUUGUUAGCUAGCUUUACUAGUGCAAGCAGCCAUGCCGUCCUACUCUGAACUGAGGAAAACCAACCAUUUCUACUACUUCAUCAAGUUUACCUUGAAUAUCUACUCAAUGCUCUUCUCGCUGAUGGGUCUCUGUGUGCUGUGUGUGGGGGUGUAUGCCGAGGUGGAAAGGCAGAAGAAUCGAACCCUGGAGGGCCUUUUCCUGGCUCCUGCUGUGGUGCUCAUCCUGCUGGGCCUGGUGAUGUUUACGGUGUCGGUGGUGGGCAUGGUUGGAUCCCUCAGGGACAACAAGACGCUGCUGCACAUGUUCCUCUGUGUUCUCUGUGUGUUGCUGCUUCUCCAGGCAAUUGCACUCACUACGGCUCUCAUCUUUGAAAAGAAGACGUCUGCCUUGUUUCAGAGCAGUAUACGAGAAGGAAUUAAACACUACUACGAUGACCUGGACUUCAAAAACAUCUUGGACUAUGUGCAACAGAAGUUUUCGUGUUGUGGAGGGGAUGAGUACAAGGACUGGGGAGUCAACCAGUACCAUUUCUGCAACGGUACUGGUCCACUAGCCUGUGGGGUUCCAUAUACAUGUUGUGUUCGUCACGAGGUCGGAGAGGUCAUCAACACUCUAUGUGGCUACAAGACUCUGGAUAAAGAGCGUGAAAGCCUGCAUGAGACGAUCCAUGUGCGAGGCUGCAUCCAUGCAGUCAACCUCUGGAUGAGUGACAACAUUGGAAUAACCAUUGCGCUCUGCUGUGCUAUUGGGCUGCCUCAGCUACUAGGCAUCAUCUUAAGCUGCGUCUUCUGGAACCUUCUGGUGGACAUGAGUGAGUCAGCCGAUAUGGUGGACUUCAAGCUGAAGAAGGCAGAGAUUGAUUACAGUGAGCUGGACCUGGCUGGUGCCGGCUGGUGCAUGUGCCUGCCGAGGGAUGGUGGCUACCUGCCCGUCCCUGCCUCCGAGCCUGAACUCGACCCCAUUGACAUUCACCUGGAGAAGCUCAAGAAGCAGCCACCUCGCACGCACGCUCAGCUCCGAGAACUGCAGCAGUCCAGAUCAGCCACUGGGCUGGACGAGGUAGACGUUGGCCGCAAGCAGAAAAGGGAACACUGAGUGGUCUUUCUGCCCUUUCUUGCCUUUUGGGUUUUUGCCUUUUUUUUCUGUCAUUGUAAUCAUUGAAUUUCUUGGAGCUGUGUUGCACUACUUAAUGAUCAGUCAUUGGAUCACGAAAGAUUUUGUCAGCUAAAGGGAACAAAAGUACUUUGGCACUUUGUUGAUUAAUUUGUUUAUGAUACAAAUUGAAGGAACAACUUGCAACAUUGGCUUUUUAAAAAAGAAAUCUUUUGUCUUGUUUGUGAAAGUUGAUAUUCAAGGAUUUAUGGCAUUAUAUGACAUUUUAUUCAUUUGUUUUUAACCUGUUGAAAUUGAGCUAUGUCUCAUGUGCUAAAGCUUACCUCAGGCUGUUUUGAAAAUAGCCCAGUAGUCAGAGGACAGUACUGUACUAUGUGGUGUAUAAAUUAAUGGUAGCUUGAAAAAGUUUUUCAUUGUCAGAGAAAUAGGAAUAGCCAAGUACGUCUUGAGUGUAGCGUCUGUGAUGGAUGUAUAUAGUUUGUGUAUUAUGUUUAUUUAAUUAUGAUUUCACUUUGAUUUUGUGCAAUUGGUGUACAUUGUAAGACUGAUAGAUGUGAAUAACAUGGGAUGCAUGUUUUAUACUGUAUAAGUAAAUUAAAAAAAAAAACAAACAGAAAAACUCAGUUUACAUGUUAUGCUCUCAUCAGGGGGGCUUCUGUCUAUUCCAUUUGUAACUAAACUUUUUAUUCCAUCUUUUAAAGAAACAACUAAAGGGAUUAUCCAGACUACAAGUCCAGUGAAAAGCUACUCUGACAGUUUUUUGUAUCUGAGUUAUGCACUGUUUUGAGCUUCCCCCUAGCUCCUGCCUUGUAUCAACACUACUGUUCAGAAAUACUGUUCUUGUUAAUAAAGCUGAAUUUGUCUACUGA
Scatophagus argus is the source of this 2206-nucleotide messenger RNA. RefSeq lists its product as uncharacterized. The transcript is spliced from 8 exons. The record is from RefSeq and is a predicted model, not a curated record. Lineage: Eukaryota; Metazoa; Chordata; Actinopteri; Scatophagidae. Bases 255 to 1319 code for a protein of 354 amino acids. Gene Ontology annotation, cellular component: membrane.